AUGUGUAAAGAUUUUUGCUGCUCCACUUUCCUGCAAUACGAGGGCAAAGCUGACCCAAGCAUCAUCUGCGACCUGGAUCAUCCCAUCGAUCCCAUCUUCACGCCCCAAAGCCUAAAGCUGUCCAAGGAGGACUUUGCAAAGGCUGCUCCAGCAUUUCGUCUAGCCUCCAGAGCCCUACUAACGGAUGCUGCUACUAAGUAUCUGGUCACUAUGUCUGAGGGCGACCUCUACAUGGAGCGGCCAAAUACUGAGAAACUCGCCAAAGGACGCAAGACUAACUGGCAGGAAGUCGAUCGUUUGGAUGCGACGUUGAUCGGCCUUACAGGAUCACAAAUGCUCGCACAGCGCUUGCGAACACCCUUUGUCAGACUGCUGAAAUACCCACGGGCGUCUCACUCACGUGUCGUCAACCAGGAGAUGCGAUCAAGAGCAGGACGACUUAUCACACGAAUGAUGGAUAUGGUCGACAUCGUCUUCGACGGCUGUCGACCUACUGCUGAGGCUGUGACCAUGUCACUGGAAGGGCCGCUGCCCCAUCAUCUACGGCGCCACUUCCCUCGCGGAUCUCGCUCACAUGUCAGCAUACAAACAAGAAAGUUGGAGCAGUUGGAAGACCCCUCGCAGCCUGGGAUUCGGCAGCUCGAGCUGGCACAAGUCUUGCUACAUGAGUUCGCGCACGCUGUCCAGAUUGCUGUCAAUGGCGAGCGAAUGGAAGAGGCUUACUACAAGAACAACUCUAUGGCCGAAGCUGGGUUCGACUUCACAAGUGCAAUCUUCGGUGGUAUCAUCGAAAUCUCCUGCCCAAGGACCACAGUAUGCAAUACCUUCAAGGAGCGUUUUGCCUGGUCAGGCUCUGAAUCUAGCAUCCGUCAGCCUAUGAUGGCAGUAUGGCCUUCGCCGCUGAAACAGAAGUUAUACGAGUACCUCCAAUGCACUUUCGGAGCUCGUCUGGGCGACCUAAAAACUGAGCGUGUCGUGCAACUGGUUCACCCACUCUCGUUGCCACACAUACAAAGCUUUUUCACCAACGCUUUCUGGGAACAGCAGUCCAGUAAGUACUCGGCGGCUACUAUUACCCUUCGUAACGCGCCAUUUUGGUACGCAGGCCUCGAUUACGUUGAUAAAGAAGCCAAAUCUCAUCUUUUCAUGAGGAUGUGGUCGAUGCACGAUCCCCUGAUCCACGAGCGUUGCCCGGCUGACAUCCACGUAGCUGCUGGAUGGCAAGCGAGGCAUACUUGUAACAAGGAGGACCCAGCCGAUGUCCUUGCGGACUCUCAGGGUAUCUUGUGGCCUAAGAGCAAGAAUCGAGGGCGAAAGCACCGUGAGAAGAGGCGUGCUGCAGCCAUUCCCGUGGACGAGGUGAGGACGGAGGAACCGCUUGUAGGGAGCGACGAACCAGGAUCUGUCUAG
Fulvia fulva is the source of this 1410-nucleotide messenger RNA. RefSeq lists its product as uncharacterized. NCBI's taxonomy places the organism in Eukaryota, Fungi, Ascomycota, Dothideomycetes, Mycosphaerellales, Mycosphaerellaceae. Bases 1 to 1410 code for a protein of 469 amino acids. The transcript has a single exon. The record is from RefSeq and is a predicted model, not a curated record.